GCGGAAGCAGGGCAGGCUGGGAAGGCCCGGCCGGUCGUCCCGCUGAGGCCGCGCGUUCCCCCGGCAGGCCCGGCCGGCCCUGCCCGCCCUCCCCGCCGCCGCCAUGGCGAUGCAAGCGGCCAAACGCGCCAACAUCCGGCUGCCGCCAGAAGUCAACCGCAUCCUCUACAUUAGGAACCUGCCCUACAAAAUCACCGCGGAGGAGAUGUACGAUAUUUUCGGGAAGUACGGGCCCAUUCGGCAGAUCAGAGUUGGGAACACUCCUGAAACAAGAGGAACUGCCUAUGUGGUCUACGAGGACAUCUUCGAUGCCAAGAACGCUUGUGAUCACCUGUCGGGCUUCAACGUGUGCAACAGAUACCUUGUUGUUCUGUACUACAAUGCAAACAGGGCAUUCCAAAAGAUGGACACAAAGAAGAAAGAGGAGCAGCUUAAGCUUCUCAAGGAAAAAUACGGAAUUAAUACAGACCCACCAAAAUAAACUGAUCAUUUUGGAAACCUGUUUUCAUGCCCUGGCAUUGAGUUCUUCAACUCAACAUAGGAACUUUCAGUGAAGUAUAACUUUCUUUUUCAUUUUAUUUUAUAAACUGUAAUUUGACUCUCUAGAUCUUCACAGUAGAAUUAAAUAAAUAUAAAACAUCAGAAGAUUGGGCUUUAAGAUUAAAUCCACUGAAGUGGACAUGGCUUUUCCAUGUUGUAAGGCUGGCCUGGCAAGUGCUGUAUAACCACAGUCCUGUUUCUAGCAGGACCUUUCAAGAUGGGACCAAGCAGGUUGAGUGUUUCACACCUCCUGAAGUUCUGCCCUGUCUCCAGGGCAGAUGUUAAGGAUGUGAACCCAAAGAGCAUCAAGGGCUCUGCGUGAGCUGCCUGCAAGGAGGUAAAUUUCACUUGCUACUUUCUGAAAAUGGAGUGGGGCAACUAGUUUCCCUGCCUCAAGGAUCUUUCUGCUUUUUUAAAAAAGAAAUAAGUAUGUUUUGAUAGUUCAUCCCACCUGCAUAUAUUGUGCACAGUUUGGUUGUGCCUUUCUCCCUCUGGGAGUGUUUGAAGGAGCCUGACUCCAUUAUGUGAUCGAUUCCUGGAAACAAAGCAAGCCCAAAUUGUGUUUGUAACCAAGUUUCUUUUACAAACUAUAGAAAAUAAACAGCCUUUUAAAAUGGUCCCAACUGCUUUAGGUGAAUUCAGUCAAAAUAUCUUGUCCCCAGUGAUGGAGAUGAAGCAGAUAAGCUGCAGUGAAAUCAUCCCGCUCUGAUAGUGUGUUGCUGUGGGGCUGAGGGAUGAGAUCUUCAUGACAUGCACCAGGUUUGCACUGACCUUGGUGGGAGCAACAGGAACAUUCUACACACCUUUCCAUGGGAAGCAGAGAACACUCAACCAAACCACAGUAGAUGAUGGUGGUUCAGCCUCAGACACCUGUAGCGUGAUUGUUUUCUACUCUGUGCUUGAACUGUAAUAUAUUCCAUGUACAUACAUUUUUAAAUGUAGCAUCUGGUGGAGAAAAACCAAUUGAAAUUUUUUGGCUCUUUUUUUUUUUCCCCAGCACUCAUGUCCUAUGAAUUAAAGUAAGUGUGAUACAGAGGAUGCAUAACCAGUAUGUUUUGGAAGUGGGAAAGAAUAACCUCUGCCUCUGUUCUGAACCAGCUGGAAGUCCUGUGAGCAUUGGUCCUCCUCUUGGGGGGAUUUAUUUGCUUGGAUUUGAUGUUUUAAGUCCCUGACCACCUUCCAGCCAGUGCAGAACAUGGGCAGAUGCAAACAUACUUUGCCUGAGCAUUUGUAAUUUAAGUUAAAUUUGGUUUAUUGCAUUAUACUGUCCUAAAGAAAUGCUUCCAUUUUCUUAUCCUUAGAUUCUUGGUGAAACCUGUCACAUAAGAACCACAUUGUUCCUGUGCCCAUUUAGUAAAAAAAUAAACGUCUACACAGUU
This is a messenger RNA of Apus apus (common swift), 1919 nucleotides long. It is a transcript of the gene SF3B6, whose product is annotated as splicing factor 3b subunit 6. Gene Ontology annotation, cellular component: ribonucleoprotein complex; nucleus; cytoplasm. The coding region runs from base 104 to 481 and encodes 125 amino acids. NCBI's taxonomy places the organism in Eukaryota, Metazoa, Chordata, Aves, Apodiformes, Apodidae. The record is from RefSeq and is a predicted model, not a curated record. Gene Ontology annotation, molecular function: mRNA binding. The transcript is spliced from 4 exons.